CAAAGCAUUUUCUACUCUUAUCUCCAUCAUUCUCACUCCACCCAAAUGACAUUAUAACAACAAACCGAACCCUUCUCACUAACAAAUCUCCAUUAAUGGCUUCUUCACUCAUUUUCUUCUCCCUCCUAAUUCUCUCUCCUCUUCUUCUACACCAGCCCCACUUCUCCUCAGCCAACGUACACAGAACCAGCCAUCUCAAAUCUCAGCUCCUUCCCCAAAUCUCACUCUUCCAAGUCACCCCUCCAACUCAGUUCUUCGAAGUGACCAAACCCGUUGACUUGCCCAGUACCAGACCUUGCUCUCACUUGGUCCUCCGCCAUGAUUUUGGCUACACAUACGGGAAGCCUCCAGUUUUUGCUGACUAUACCCCACCUUCGAAUUGCCCAUCAAACGAUUUUGGAAAAAUUGUUCUUGAGUGGAAAGCUACUUGCAUAGGAAGGCAGUUCGAUCGGAUUUUUGGGGUAUGGCUUGGUGGGGUUGAGCUUCUAAGGAGCUGUACGGCUGAGCCAACGGCUUCUGGGAUUGUUUGGAGUGUUGAGAAGGACAUUACAAGGUAUUAUUCUCUGCUCAUGACCAAUCAAACGCUUGCUGUUUUUCUUGGAAAUGUUGUGGAUAGUACUUAUACUGGGGUUUAUCAUGUGAAUUUGACUAUACAUUUUUACCCUGUUGAAAAAAAAUCUGAUGAUGUUCAUGGUUCAAAGUUUGAGAAUUUAGUUUCUGGACACCAUACUUGGGCGGAUUUGAUCUUGCCCAUUUCGAGAAAUUUGCCUUUGAAUGAUGGCUUGUGGUUUGAUAUCAAGAAUUCUAUGGAGACUCAGUUGAAAGAGUUUAAAAUUCCUCAGAAUACAUAUAGGGCUGUGCUGGAAGUUUAUGUUUCAUUUCAUGAAAAUGAUGAAUUUUGGUAUUCAAAUCUUCCAAAUGAUUACAUUGCUGAAAAUGGUCUUAGUGAUACUCCUGGAAAUGGCCCUUUUAGGGAGAUUGUGGUUAGUCUUGAUGGUAUGGUUGUUGGUGCCAUAUGGCCUUUUACUGUGAUUUAUACUGGAGGCAUCAACCCUCUAUUGUGGAGACCAAUCUCUGGAAUUGGUUCAUUCAAUCUUCCUUCUUAUGAGAUUGAAAUUACUCCAUUUCUAGGUGAGAUUUUAGAUGGAAAGAUCCACACGAUCGGGUUCAAUGUUACAAAUGCCUUGAAUGUUUGGUUCGUAGAUGCGAAUUUGCAUCUUUGGUUGGACAAACAUAGCUCGAAAACUGAAGGGGAGCUUCUGAAACACAUUAGCUUGCCUCUUGUUCUUUCCCAAGUUUCAGAUUUUGAAGGUCUAGAUGGGACAUUCUUGACUACUGCUAGUAGAAAUGUAUUGUCCAUUGGCAAGGUUAAGUCCUCUUUUGGGACUAUUCUAACUCAUUCCAUUCAGAAUAUCUAUUACUCCAAUUCUAUUGUGAUGCAGAACGAUGGCAACACACAAAUAGUGAAUCAAACCAUUCAUUUCAAUGAUACAGUUCUUGUCAAGAUGCCAUUGGCUGAUGUUUACUCGAUCAAAUCAGAGAAAAAGUUCCCACUUUUCUUAUACUCUGGAUACCUUGAUCAAGGAAAUGGAGAUUAUGUGCUUAGUACAGAUUUUACUUUGGGUUUUGAAGAGAAGAAGUCUUCUAAAGUUGUUGGCUUUGAAUUAUCAAAAAGUCAUCUAAAUAAUCUGCAGAAUGGUGAGGGUAAAAUGAUCGUAGAGAACGGCUUGAUUGUUCAUGCAACUGGGAGUACACAACAAGUUUACAACUAUGAAGAUGGAAAUGUCUGUUACUUCAGAAAUGUAAGCAGCUUAAACUACAAGAUAGUUUACGAUGAAGUGAGGAAGAAGUGCAGCAAAUUAGAACAAAUGCCUUUGGAUUUUGGCUCAAGUGAUAGUGUCUUUUUCAAGUCAAAGAGCUUUUCCAGUAUCUGAUCUGCCCAGAGAAAUUUCAGGUUUUCUGGGCACUUCAACUUCAAAUGUUGAGACAAAAAGAGAAGAUAACUCUUUUGUGCUGUCAUUUGGAGUACUUGUACAUGUGAAUAAAAUACACCAAAUUUUAUGUGUUUUUGUAUGUAAAUAAUAUGUUAUGGGAUUUGAGUUUA
Messenger RNA from Humulus lupulus (European hop), 2104 nucleotides. Its product is annotated as peptide-N4-(N-acetyl-beta-glucosaminyl)asparagine amidase A-like. The record is from RefSeq and is a predicted model, not a curated record. NCBI's taxonomy places the organism in Eukaryota, Viridiplantae, Streptophyta, Magnoliopsida, Rosales, Cannabaceae. Bases 96 to 1934 code for a protein of 612 amino acids. Gene Ontology annotation, cellular component: vacuole. The transcript has a single exon.